CCAGCUCGACCUCUCAGAGCGUGCAUGUUUCUCAGCACUUCCACAUUCUUCCCCUACUUAUAGCCCCAGCCCUCCCUCUGGCUACCCUUGACACCCCGCGAGUCGAGCUCUAAACAUGUUUGCGAAAGCCGCCAGGAACUGUGUCGCUGGUCAAGCGCGGCGAGCGAGUACCUCUGCUUCGACCUCACGGUCCGCUCUUCGUCUUGCUGCAGGCGCAAGGCAUGCUCUGCCAACGUCGCAUUCACAGACGUUGGCCCUUCCUCCUAGGCAAUGCCGAAGCUAUGCGACGCCUCCGCCCCAGGUCGUGCAUAGUGAUCUGCCAAUCGAGAAGUACCACACGUACUCCGAGGCGACAAUGGACAACAUGCUCGAGUCGCUCGAGAACUUGUUGGAUGACAUAGGCGACCCGGACUAUGAGGUUGAAUACAGUAGCGGCGUGCUUACGCUUAAGCUCGGCGAGAAAGGGACCUACGUGAUCAACAAGCAGCCGCCAAACAAGCAGAUCUGGCUCUCUUCGCCGUUCAGUGGUCCGAAGCGGUACGAUUACUCCGAGUCCGCGGAUGACUGGGUGUACAACAGGGAUAGCCGCACGAUGAGUGACCUACUUGACAAGGAGCUCAGUACUGCGCUCGGUCGCGACGUUCAGUUAGGUAUUGCUCGGGUAUCACAACUGGAGUGAGGGGUACUUGGGCAUCUUCCGCAGUC
This is a messenger RNA of Rhodofomes roseus, 705 nucleotides long. RefSeq names its product Frataxin. Gene Ontology annotation, biological process: iron incorporation into metallo-sulfur cluster; intracellular iron ion homeostasis. Gene Ontology annotation, cellular component: mitochondrion. The record is from RefSeq and is a predicted model, not a curated record. Bases 116 to 679 code for a protein of 187 amino acids. The transcript has 4 exons. NCBI's taxonomy places the organism in Eukaryota, Fungi, Basidiomycota, Agaricomycetes, Polyporales, Fomitopsidaceae. Gene Ontology annotation, molecular function: iron chaperone activity; 2 iron, 2 sulfur cluster binding; ferrous iron binding.